AUGGGUGACUCGUCCAAUGCUUCCGGUCGGGACCGCGCCGUUGAGCUUGACUCCAAUGACACUCUCAGACAUACUCGUGACGAGUUCAAUAUCCCAUCAAAAGCUGACGUAGCGCGCAAGACUCUCCUCUCACAUGACACCACAGGUGCCGACGAUAAAGCUAUCUAUCUCGUGGGCAAUUCAUUAGGUCUCCAACCCAAGCGCACAGUAGAACGCAUCCAACAAUACCUCACGACAUGGCGCACGCAGGGUGUUCAGGGCCACUUCAAGCCCCUUGACGACUCCCCUUUGCCAACUUGGCUAGAUGUCGAUGCUCACGCGGCCGAAAUGAUUGCUCCCAUUGUGGGUGGCAAGGUCAGCGAAGUGGCUGUCAUGCAGACUCUCACAGCGAAUCUACACUUUUUGAUGGCAGCGUUCUACAAGCCCGAUACAAAGGGACGGCAUAAGAUUAUCCUGGAGAGCAAGGCGUUCCCAAGUGACCAUUAUGCUGUCGAGACGCAGAUACGCCAUCACGGACUACGCCCAGAAGACUCGAUGAUCACCCUCGAACCUCCCAAUAACGAGGAUAUCCUUCCUACCGAAUACAUCGAGUCCGUUAUCGAUACACACGCUUCCACGACUGCCGUGCUCCUCCUUCCUGGUAUCCAAUACUACUCGGGCCAGCUCCUCGAUAUCCCACGCUUGACUGCCUUCGCUCGCAAGCGUGGCAUAUUUGUUAUCUGGGACCUCGCUCACGCGGUAGGCAAUGUGCCUCUGUCGCUGCACGACUGGGAUGUGGACGCUGCGGCUUGGUGCACUUACAAAUAUCUUAACGGUGGACCAGGCUGCAUUGGUGGCCUGUUUGUCCACGAGCGACACGCACAGGUCGGGGAUGAUGGAUCACAUAAUGUGCGACUUGCUGGAUGGUGGGGAAACGAUAAGAAUAAUCGCUUUGCCAUGCGACCCGGUUUUGUCCCCGUUCCCGGCGCAGCAGGAUUCCAGCUCAGCAACCCAUCCGUCCUUGACAUAACCUCUCUCUGCGCAUCUCUAGAGAUAUUCCAGCUUGCUGGCGGAAUGACUCCCAUACGCGCCAAGAGCACGAAAUUAACAGCAUAUCUUGUCUCAGAACUGCAGAAGUUACCAGAGGACAUGAGCGCCUACUGGCAGAUCAUCACACCUGGCGAGGCAGAACGCCGCGGGGCGCAGGUGAGUAUCCUUCUGGCCGACGGGCUGCUGGACGAGGUUAUGGCAGGUCUAGAGAGGAGAGGUGUUUUGGUUGAUGAGCGUAGACCGAACGUGAUUAGAGUUGCGCCUGCACCACUAUAUAACACAUACUUGGACUGCUGGGAGUUUGUAGGUGCAUUCAGGAAAGCCAUGGAGGAGGCCCUGGAUGCCAAGUGGAAAAAGGAACAGAUGGACGAAUAG
Molecule: messenger RNA, 1404 nt
Organism: Fusarium sp. VM40
Lineage: Eukaryota; Fungi; Ascomycota; Sordariomycetes; Hypocreales; Nectriaceae
Source: the annotation of a GenBank genome assembly